GCUAGCGCGCCCCCAUCGCGCGGAUUUGACCAUCACACGGUUGACUGAACAUGGCUACUCGAGUAAUCUCCCCAGCCCGAGAGGCCUGGAGAAAAGGUAUCGUCCCUUUCCUGAAGUUUUCAUGGGAUAAGGAGCCUGUUAUUGUUGUUUCCUGUCUUCUAGGCUCUACAUUGCCUCUGACAUGGUUACUCACACCCAACUCAUACUGGGAUAAAGUGAAGAGCGAUGCCGAUAAAAUACCCAACAAAUACCCAACACCAAUUAGAUAUGUAGAAGGAAAAACAGCAGAGCCAUCAUCAGUAUGACAUCAGGAAAAUGCUGUUUGACCUUAGAUCUUGGAGCCCACCAUUAUGUUCAUCACAUUAACCACCAUCAUUAAGCUCAGGAAGAGGAGAGAUUGUCGGGGUUUUGCGCAGGAGAAGAGUUUUGAUAAGGAAAGAUAUUCUUCAGUGUAUUUAGAGAGAUGAAUGACAGAAUAGAGAUAUCAAUUUCAGUCAACAUUUAGGGUUAUUUAGGUAAAAUUUCUAAGGCUUAUUUCAGUGCUCCCAUUUCGGGGGUUCUAAAUCUAGUCUAAUUCCCUAUUCUGGAAGACAAUUUAAAUUUUCCCAUUGUGGUGGUCUGCAAGAUAAUGUAUUUGAUAUUUGUGAGGUGCAUUCAAUCAAGUAGUAGUUUGCUGGUAACAUCUUUCAGAUCUUAAGUCAUACACACACAUCAGUCAUUAACCAAAUUGAAAUUUAUUCUUCCACCCAAGCUUAUAAUGUGAUGAUUCUAAUGCGCUCCUAAUAUUAUGUGGAUUUGUUUUUUUAUCGAGUCAGUUGAUAAAAGAUCCAGCUGUAUAUAGAUAUAUGUACAUGUUUUUAAGAUGGUUUGACGUUGUGGAGAUGGAUGUGCCAUACAUCUUACAAAGAAACCUAUCGUUUGAGAAAAGACUGCGUUUGAAUAGCAGUGAUAUGUUAUUCUCAAUAAAAUGAGAAAUCAAAGAGUA
Messenger RNA from Strongylocentrotus purpuratus (purple sea urchin), 985 nucleotides. Its product is annotated as NADH dehydrogenase [ubiquinone] 1 alpha subcomplex subunit 3-like. The record is from RefSeq and is a predicted model, not a curated record. The transcript has 4 exons. Gene Ontology annotation, cellular component: mitochondrial inner membrane. Bases 51 to 305 code for a protein of 84 amino acids. Lineage: Eukaryota; Metazoa; Echinodermata; Echinoidea; Camarodonta; Strongylocentrotidae.